Procambarus clarkii (red swamp crayfish) is the source of this 2101-nucleotide messenger RNA. RefSeq names its product protein Star. NCBI's taxonomy places the organism in Eukaryota, Metazoa, Arthropoda, Malacostraca, Decapoda, Cambaridae. The record is from RefSeq and is a predicted model, not a curated record.
AUAUACAUAUGGUAAGUGGAAUUUUCCACAAUAGGAGCAAAUACGCGAAUUCGGACCAACCGGGCUGUGGUGGAUAUGCGGGCCGCUGCAAGCAACAGGCUGGUGGACCAAGCUCUCACAAGUCAAGCCUGGCCUCGGGCCGGACUUAGGGAGUAGAACCCCCCAGAACCCCAUUAAGCAGGUAUCUGACACGCAAGCGCGCGCGCACGUUUGUGUCAGUAAAUGUAACUCGCAAUGUUUACAACAGAAAGUUAUGUGUUGCCUAAGAAAUACAAGUUGUGGGCGUGUCUGGUGUUGGGGUCUCCCGGGUGACCAUUGACCUGUAUACACAACACCACCACCAGCACCCAGCGCGCCCUACCGUCAGUACACACCGUCCUGCUCUCACUCCUCUCUAUCACCUCGCCACUACAUCUCACCAUAGCUGUCUUACGUAUAUUGGAAGCACUAUAGUUACACGGUUUACGGGCUCACCAUAGCCCGUGCUACAUGGACACCUCGUUCUGAGUAGCUAAAUCUGAAACAAUAACAACAAGAGGUUACACGAUUUACCUAGUACAGUGCGUAAAGUACACGGUACAGGAAGCCCUCGCAGGAUACAGCUUUCAAUAUAGUACUGUAUACAAAUAGAUGUGACAGCUGUAUUUGAAAUAAUUUCACCUUUAGGAAGUAAUUGGUGAUGUGAGGUUACCGUCAGAUGAAGAGAAUAAUAUUGUCCUGCAGGUGUUGUGAGCCAUUACCAGACAGUCGUGGCGCUGACCUGUCUUGACUGUAUGUCUUCCUGAAGAGGGCGACCAUGGAGUGGAUCCUCCGGGUGAAGAGAUGGAUCAACAGGCGUCCCCUCUCCUUCUUCACCCUCUCUCUCUCAGUCCUCUGCAUCCUCCUCCUCUUUAUCAAAGAACAAAGGCCCGUCGCUGAUGCCGGGGACGUGUCCCUCCGCGCCACACCUCGGGGGAACACCCUGGGGAACCAGCUCCACAGAACCUUCCCAAUAAAGGUGUUUGGGAAAGUGAUACCGAGAGCAGGGACAGACCUGAAGACCCCGCCUCCGCCGCCUGCCUUCCGUGUCGGGAGGCAGAGCUUGGAGGGGGCGGGGAGGGACGACCCAGCCCUGGUCGACUACAUCAGGCGCUCCAAGCUCCGGCCGCCAGCCAUGGGGCCCUACCACCUCCAGCACCCUCUGGACACCUACUCCUCCUGGCACAGCUCAACCCGGGUACUCGAUAACAUCCUUCGACAUAAGACCAAGGGUUUCUUUGUGGAGGCGGGCGCUCACGACGGUGAACACUGGAGCAAGACACUGUACUUGGAGCUGCGCCGCCAGUGGAAGGGACUGCUGAUCGAGGCAGACCCGGUUCUCUACCAGAAGCUGGUCACCAAGGGCAGGAAAACCCACACCAUGCAUGCCUGCCUCUCACCCACCAAUUUCACCACCACUAGUACAGUCAGGAUCAGAAACGAGAUAAUGAACCAGACUAAGGUGAUGGGUCCGACCACCCACCAGGGGCGUCAGCCAGGCAGCAGCACUGGAAAGCUAAGCUCCUACACCCUCCAGUGCUUUCCCCUCUACUCUAUCAUGCUCGCCCUCACCACCCACACUAUCGACCUCUUGUCUCUCGACAUUGGUGGCCAGGAGCUGCAGGUGUUGAAGACUCUUCCAUUUGACAAGUUGGAGAUUCAUGUGGUGAUAGUGAAGGUGAAGCAUGCUCCCGAGGGCUGGGAGGCCUUCAAGGACCUGAUGAAGGCGAACGGCUUCACCUUACUCAAGCCCUUCCAAGACCACCUAAUCUUUGGGAGGCAGGACCCGCUGGACGCCCAGGGGACCACUGGGCCGUAAGGAUCUGCAGCCUCUGCCACAACCAGUCCUAUCACUUGGACCUGGGGGGGUAGAGCCACGGCCUUGCUUUUUGGGGUUCGAUCCCUGGAUGGUCCAAGUGGUUAGGCUCCGUUCCUUCAUUCCGUCCCAUCUCGUUACCCCUCAUGUCCCUUCCAAGUGAUUUGUUAUCAUACUGACCCAGCGCUCUCUGUGUGGGAACCGACCUGUGAGAUUUAUAUUUAUUUAAUUUAUAUGAAUUUAUAUUUACGUUAAUUUAUAUACUUC